AUGAGUGUCCAUCCUGAAUCAUCCGAUAGGUCUGCAACGACGUCAUCGGCUGACCUUGCAAAUCUGAGAGCUCAACUGAGUGAAGUGUUAAAUAAAUUCAGUGAAUUAAGCAGGGAGAUGACUGCACAACGGCGCGUGAUUGAUCAGUUGGUUGCUGGUAGUGGUAGCGGUGUCCAGCAUGAUCCCCUACCUGUUAGUCAAACUGAACCGCAACCACUACCCCUACCCUAUAUUCAAACCUCUUUUGCUCCACAUGUCGUAAACCCACCUGAUCUGAACAUGUCCCUUGAAUCUCAAGAACUAUAUUAUUAUUUUACUGCGAAACCAUUUACGCUAGACACCGCUGCCCAAGGGAAAGUUGAAGUAGGAGAAUCCUCCGCGCCAAUUGACAAGAAUUUGUUAAAGAGGUUGAAUCGAUUUGACGAAUUCAUUAGGAAGAGUCAAGGAAAGCCAAUAGAUGACGAGAAUUUGCCAGUUCGAUUGUUUCCUGAAAGUUUAGAAGGGGAUGCACUGGAUUGGUACUCCAAUUUGAAACCUGAGGAGAUGAGGACAUGGGUGGAUUUAUCAACCGCUUUUGUAAGACAAUAUGAGUAUAAUUGCGAGUUUGCUCCGACGAGGAUCACACUUGAGAAGAUUAAAAGGAAGCCAUCUGAGCAUCACAAGACAUAUGCGAAGCGAUGGAGGAAAUUGACUGCCAAGGUGGAACCUCCUAUGAAUGAAGAAGAAAUUGUUCGUACGUUUAUCAAAACUCAUGACCUACCAUAUUUUGAGAAAAUUUUUCACAUGACUGGAUGUUCAUUUGUAGAAAUUAUUAACAAAUUGGAGGAGUAUGAUGAGUUCGCAAGAGCGGGGGAGAUUGUUAAUGUGUCAGCUCUGAAAUCACAAUUAGAAGCAUUGCAAAAUCAAAACAACAGUAGCAAGAAACCUCAGUUCAAAAAGAAAGAAGGGGAAGCUGUAUUUGUUUGGGACCAAGGCCUUUCUUCCCGACCUAGAUACCAACAAUAUCCCACCUAUCCACCCCGUUAUCCAUAUUAUCCACGCCCUCAACCUGUUUAUCAUACCACUAUUAACCACCCUCGACCCCAAUCAAAUUACCCAAACACAUUCGCAACACCAUUUUAUAUUUCUCCACCUAAUUUUCAAACUAGACCUCGCCCUACUUAUAAUCCAAUAUCUGCUUUACCAGCUAACCAGAACUACAACUAUCAACAAACCAAUGACACCCAAAACCCAACUCUAUACAGAACUUUUACUAAUCUAGAUCGGCCCAUUGAUCAGUUAUAUGAACAACUCAAAACUGCAGGAAAAAUUGGUACGAUACCUCCUAAAGUCUAUCCUAGAGGGUUUCCUCUUGGUUAUAAUCCUCAAUCCUUUUGUGCUUAUCAUUCUGGAGCUCCUGGAUAUUUCACUACCAAUUGUUGGGCACUUAAGCAUAAAAUUCAAGAUAUGAUUGAGGCCGAAGACAUAGUUUUAAGAAGGAGAGAAGAACAAGGACCGAGUAUCAAGGAACCAAUUCAAUGCAUUGUGGAUGAAACUGAGAUAAUAGGGGUCAUUGGAGAACCCUUCAUACUGGAAGAAGAAACCUCCGAGGUCACGAAAAAUGUUGAUCCUUUUAUUUUAGAUUUAAUACCUUUUGAAUGUGAGUUUUCAGAGCUUGUGAUACUUGAAUUCCCUGAACAAACGCCUGUUCUUAACCUACAAGAAGUCCCACGGAAUUAUAGUGAGCCUAUUUUAUUGAUUGGAGGAGAAAAAAUGCCAAAGAAAGAGGUGGUUGCCGUCAUCAGAUCUGAAAGAAUUAUAAGUGAACCUGCAGUUAGUGAGCCAUCCAAAGCAAAGGAAAAUGCCGCGCCAACAAGACCAGCUAUGAUUGAAGAAGAGACAUUCAAUUUUCUUAGGAUGUUGAAGAAAAAUGAGUAUAAAGUGAUAGAGCAAUUGGACAAAAUGUCUGCUCAAAUUUCUAUGUUGAAUCUGCUCUUAACUUCGGAACUUCAUAGAGAAACUCUACUCAAGGUGUUAACUGAGACUCAGGUGUCUAAGAAUAUUUCGGUUGACAAGUUCACUCAUGUAGUCUAG
Molecule: messenger RNA, 2073 nt
Organism: Coffea eugenioides
Lineage: Eukaryota; Viridiplantae; Streptophyta; Magnoliopsida; Gentianales; Rubiaceae
Exons: 4
Coding region: 1-2073 (690 amino acids)
Source: RefSeq, a predicted model, not a curated record